GUCAGGUCGUCCACACUCCGCAAGCAGGUCACGACUAAAUAUAACCCGGAGGGCUCAGGAGCCUGCAAAAACAAAAACCACGCAGUGCAGUCUGCGAGGUGGAGCGCUCGGCAGAACACUGUCACGUGAACAGUUCGUUCGACAUAUUUAGAAAUGGAUGACUUGGAGCGAGAGGGUAUAAAUGAGGAGCUGAUUCAGUUUGCCAUUCGAGAGAGCGUUCAAGACGCAGUCAGGCUGCCAUGUUCAGCACAAACACACAGGAAAGACCCAAACAGUGAAGACUUUGUGAAGAUAAUGGCGGCCAUUUAUAAAGGUGAUGUGUGUGCACUGCAGGAGCUCUCAGGCUGCGUGUCGGCCUUCAGAGUGAGCGACAGCAGGGCCCGGCUGCCUCUGCACGUAGCAGCUGUGCAGCCGCAGCCGGAGAUCCUGCAAGCGGUGCUGCAGGUGCUGGUGACGUCCACGGAGCUGACCCUGGAGCAGCAGACGCAGGACGGGGACACGGCUCUGACUCUGGCGGUGGAGGCCGGCCUGGUGGACAACGUCAGGAUGCUGCUGCAGCACGGGGCCUCACCACACAGCACCAACAGCAGGAACGAGUCCCCUCUGCUCAUUGCCGUAAGAGAAAGGUCAUAUGACAUGGCUCUAUCCCUCAUCAUGGGAGGGGCCUAUGUGGAGCAGGUGUGUCUCACCAGGUGCACGGCCAUCCAUGAAGCUGCAAAGGUGGGUUGUCCAGCCAUCGUGGCGCUGCUGCUUCGACACGGAGCCAAAGUGACAGGCCGAGACGGACACGGGGUGACACCUCUGGGGGUUGCGGCUGAAUACGGCAACACCGAAGCAUUGGACCUGCUCAUACAGAACGGUACACGUGCUCAAACGCUGUCAAGAAACCCACUGUGUGCACAGUACCUCAAGACCCCGAUGUAUUGUCCCUGUCCUCCACUAGGUGGCGACGUGAACGCCCAGGCCAGCAACGGAGACACGGUCCUGUACGACGCGUCGGGAUCUGGAAACCUGGACUGCAUCAAGCUGCUCCUGCAGCACGGAGCCAACCCCAACGUGGCCAGCUAUGCCUGCCAGCUGCCCAUCCACAGAGCCGCAUACGAAGGACACACACUAGCCCUGAGGACUCUCAUCCCCAUCACCACAAAGCGAGCGAUCCGUCUCUCAGGCCAGAGCCCCGUCCACUCAGCAGCUGACGGGGGACAGGUUGAGUGUCUGGAGCUGCUCAUACAGAGAGGAUAUGAUGUCAGCGCCCUGCUGCACACGCACAUCUCUGAGAACUACGGGGACCUCAGGAAGACGCCUCUGUACUUCGCCGUGUCCAACGGGGACAUGACCUGUGCCGAGAUGUUGCUGGCGGCUGGAGCGAGAACCGACCUGGACCCGUUGCAAUGCAUCCUGGUUGCUGUACGAGCCGAGAGGUACGAGCUGGUGCGGCUGCUGCUGUCCUACGGGGCCGAGGUGAACUGUUACUUCAGGGUGAUCAGUAACACAGUGUUCCCCACAGCCCUGCAGUACUGCCUCAGGGACCGGGUCAUGCUGCGGCUGCUGCUCAACAGCGGAUACCACGCUGACAAAUGUUUCCAGUGUUGCCAUGCCCAGGGUGAGGAAAUGGACAGUACCUGGAUUGACCUCCAUAACCAAGUCUACCAAAUUUACAGUCAACCUGUUGUGGUCCCAUUCUGUGAGUUUGUGUCGGUGUCGUGGCUCACCCACCUGGCGGGCAGCGUGGUGAGGAUGCUCCUGGACUACGUCGACUACGUCAGGAUCUGUCCCGACCUCAGACGCAUCCUGGAGAGGAGGCCGGAGUGGGAGGAGAUCUCUGACAUACUGAGCAAACCUCGGUCCCUGCAGCACUUGUGUCGAUUGGUGAUCAGACGUCACAUGAGCCUCAGGGCGCUGAACGACCCCAAAGCCAUGGCUGCUGCUCCUUUUCCCCCGAGACUGAAGAGCUACCUGACCUACAGAGAGUACGACCUGUACGCUGACCUCUCCUCGACGUGAAAAACUCAUGUUAACAAAGCACUCAUUAAUAAUUUCAACUGGAAUAUCUUUUAUAUGUCACGUGUUUAUGAGAAUAAUUCCUCAAAGGUUCAAAAUGUAUUUCUACCCAUCUAGUAAAUAUGCCAUAUAUCAUAUCACAUGUCGUAAGCUAUAAAAUGCAUUAUUUAUUCCUGUAUAGAUGAGAUGUAAAAGGUUUCUGAAAUAUAUAAGCUACAAAUCCAGUGUAUGUUCCUUCUAUUUUGUAAUAAAAAUGGCU
Molecule: messenger RNA, 2260 nt
Organism: Platichthys flesus (European flounder)
Lineage: Eukaryota; Metazoa; Chordata; Actinopteri; Pleuronectiformes; Pleuronectidae
Gene: asb15b
Product: ankyrin repeat and SOCS box containing 15b
Exons: 13
Coding region: 154-2004 (616 amino acids)
Biological process (GO): intracellular signal transduction
Cellular component (GO): cytoplasm
Molecular function (GO): protein binding
Source: RefSeq, a predicted model, not a curated record